AUGUCUGGGCUUUUACAAGUCAGCAUCGAAUCUAAACAAUUCCCUGGAUCAUACCUCCGAAUUGAUGGAUCUGGGGUUACCUCAUGGAGCGAUUCUGGUGGAGGAAAAGUCAACGCCCAGAACUAUGUUGGCUCUUAUGAAAAACAAAUAAUUGUGAAUGACCCUACUAAUAACACAUUCGCUAUUUUCUCUUCUGUGUUCCCAAAUGCUGCUUUACGCAUGGAUGCCACAGAUGUCACGGCUGGGAAACAGUACCCAAGUGGUGCAGGAAAAGUAAAUUGCCAGUUCGGUGUUGGUGGGUGGGAGCAAUUUCGCUUUGAACCACAGCCUGAUGGAUCAAAGGCCAUUGCUUCCGUACAGUUUCCUGGUGUCUACCUUCGUUUGGACAAUUCCGGAGGUGGCGGUGGAAAUUCUGGGGCUGGGACCGUUAAUUGUCAGGGCUAUGUUGGUACCUAUGAGAAGUUCUUGAUUCAUGUGAUCUAG
Molecule: messenger RNA, 483 nt
Organism: Aspergillus wentii DTO 134E9
Lineage: Eukaryota; Fungi; Ascomycota; Eurotiomycetes; Eurotiales; Aspergillaceae
Exons: 2
Coding region: 1-483 (160 amino acids)
Source: RefSeq, a predicted model, not a curated record